GGUAGUGUUUCUGAUUGGUUGAGCUGGUGGAUUUGAAAAUUGAACAGUUGUGGUGCGGAGUUAUUGGAAAGAGAAGCGGAGCUGGGAACAAUGCCUGCAAGGCGGAAAGCAACUGGUCGCAAAAAGAAUGCACUGGAAUUAAAGAAGUAUGAAAAGCUCCAGGCUUUCCUGAAGGAUUUUGACAUUGAAGUUGAUCGGCGGAAGAGAGAGAUGGAAAAAGCAAUGAACAAUCUUCUCAUCACAGUAGAUGCUUACUACAGCCGUGCAAUUAUGAAACUUCCAUUGGCUGUUAGACAGAUGGAUUUCCAGGAUUACCUUGCUAUGGGUGGAAGCGCAAAGGCAGUAGCUGAAGUUGAACAAAAACGUAUUGAUGCUGCCUGUUUGGAAAUUGAAGCAAUAGAAUCUGAAAUCUUGAAAGAUGCUGCAUCACUGAGGAUAACCAAAAAACGUAAAAACAAAGCAAAGAAUGACACUGAUGGAGUUGUAAGUGAAGAUGAAAAUGUUCCCCCUUCGACCAAAAUCUUUCGAAAGGGUAAAAAUGGUGUAACCCUCUCCGUUAAAAGUAGACCUCCAUCAGCAUGUGCCACAGGCACUCGGACUAGAAGAACCAGCCGAACCAAGGUCCUCCAUUCUUCAAGUAAUAGUGAUAUAUGGGGACCCACACCAUUGAUAACGCCUAAAUUUGAUUCACGGUUGCCGAAAACGACAACUCGCUUACGAAAAAUGGGGGAGCGUGUAUUUAGCUUUUCGGGAAGCCCGCUCGCCGAACCCAGAGAAAUGACCAUCAAUAUCCCAACUGAGGAUGGACAGAAUAUCCAAUUUCUGGCCAGCAAAAUAAACAAUACAGAUUUAACUCAACUGGAUGACAAGACAUUUAAAAGUUUUGAGCAACUAUCUCGUCAGCUCAAUGAAAUCUUGAAGACAAGAAAAUGAAACACUGGAGAUGCCAGCAUUCUAUUUGUGUGAAUGCUUGUUUAAAGUAUGACAUGAUUAUAAUAUGGUUUGAUGGUGAUUAAAACUGUUUUUGUUAAAA
Carcharodon carcharias (great white shark) is the source of this 1033-nucleotide messenger RNA. It is a transcript of the gene cdca8, whose product is annotated as cell division cycle associated 8. The record is from RefSeq and is a predicted model, not a curated record. The transcript is spliced from 11 exons. Gene Ontology annotation, cellular component: spindle midzone; chromosome passenger complex; chromosome, centromeric region. The coding region runs from base 91 to 933 and encodes 280 amino acids. Gene Ontology annotation, biological process: mitotic sister chromatid segregation. NCBI's taxonomy places the organism in Eukaryota, Metazoa, Chordata, Chondrichthyes, Lamniformes, Lamnidae.